This is a messenger RNA of Sesamum indicum (sesame), 2013 nucleotides long. The record is from RefSeq and is a predicted model, not a curated record. NCBI's taxonomy places the organism in Eukaryota, Viridiplantae, Streptophyta, Magnoliopsida, Lamiales, Pedaliaceae.
GAAAAAAGAAAAGUCACGAAUAAAGAGGUGGGUUUAAGAGAAGGCAAUCCGAUGGGCCGCCGCAACCCCUAUAUAAAGGGGCAGCCGAAGCGCCGAACACCACAAGAAAAAAAGAAGAGAGUCAGAAGAGGAUAAUUCACACUUCUUCUUCAUCUCACUUGCACACACUUCACCAGUUCUGGAGUGAGAGAGAUUUGCACACACAUUCACCAUUCCAGAGAGGGAGAGUAAGAGUGAGAGACCCCUCUGGCGAUUCCCGCUUCUUUAGAUCCCUUUCUGCGAUUCAUCUGUUUCGUUUUCUGAUUCUUCUGUGGUUUGUUUCUGUUUAUAUAUACAAUUAUCGUCGUGAAGAUGAUGGAGGAAAAGCCAAGGGUUUGAAGAAAAAACAGAUGUUUUCAGAACGAGAUCUCAUAUUCUCUGUAUUCUUUUCCGCAUUCAUUUCUUCAGUACAGUUUUUCUGUUUUUGAGGGCUUUAUUUGUUGUUCCCUCGCACUCAUUGGCUGCGUUUUUUUAGCUUUCAGCCAUUACCGGUUCUCAAAGGGUUGUCUAUUUGUAUACCCUCUCUUAAUCCCCCCACCAAAAAACAAUACAAAAAAACAAAUGAAAAAUUCAUUUUCUGUUAAUCUUUUUGUGCAUAUUUUUGUUAAUUUGAUUUGUUAAAUCACCAUCCCUGUUCUUUAAUUUUACUAAGAAACAGGCCCUUUUGCUUUCUUCUUUUUUUUUGUUUUCUGAAACUGAAUUUUUAAUUUGAAGAGAAUAUUGAUUAUUUGUCGGAGAAUGGGAACUAGUACAGAUUUUUGGAGUAGCGGAACACCAUUUGUGGAUAGCUUCAAUGGUGGUGAGUUGAUGGAAGCACUUGAACCUUUUAUGAAAAGUGCUUCUUCCCCACCUCUUUCUUCUUCUUACACUCAUCCCUCUCCCUUCCCUCUUUCUUCUGAUGCUUAUUCCUCUACUUUCACCACCUCCUCUUCUUCUUCUUCUUUGCUCCAUGACCAGUAUUUAGACCCUUCUUCUUGCUCAUCCAGUUCCUACCCCUACAAUUCUUACUAUUCCUCUUCCCAGUUUGAGCUCAAUAAUGUGUACCAGGCCUCUACCCAUAAUUAUUCAUUUGGGUUUGGCGAGAAUGUGGAGUACCCUGUUGGGCUCAACCAGUUUUCAACUGUCCAGAUCCAGGAUGUUCAGGUCCAGACGGGCUCGGGCUCAUUCCAUGUACAAUAUCCGCUUCAGGCAACGGGAACUACUGCUCAGUUUCUCGGUCCUAGGCCCGUUUCCAUGAAGCAAGUGGGAGCGCCUCCGAAGCCCGCCAAGUUGUACAGGGGAGUCCGGCAGCGCCACUGGGGAAAAUGGGUGGCGGAGAUUCGGCUGCCCAAGAACCGCACCCGUCUCUGGCUGGGCACCUUCGACACGGCGGAGGAGGCGGCGCUGGCCUACGACAAGGCAGCGUACCAGCUGAGGGGAGAUUCCGCCCGACUGAACUUCCCCCACCUCCGCCACAAUGGGUCUCACAUCGGCGGCGAGUUCGGGGAGUACCAGCCGCUCCAUGCCAGCGUGGACGCCAAGCUGCAAAAGCUUGAAGCCGAGAGUGACGGGUCGGGUGAGCUGUCACCCGAUUCGGAGCAGAUGUUCCGGGAGUUGGGGGAGGAGCAGCCCGGAUGGGAGAUGGGGUCGUUGGAGAAAUACCCGUCGUAUGAGAUUGAUUGGGCUGCUCUAUAAUUUACAGAAAGUUGCAGCCCUUUCUUGCAAAAUAGACAGAUUUUGGAUAUAUGUGAUUAAAGUGCAGCUGCAAAGAAGUUUUUGGCAUUUGCAGGGCACACAGAGUCUUUCAAAUUUAUUUAUUAUUAUAAUUAUUCUUUUGGAAAUUGUAAUUUUAGAUUAAUUAGGAUUAGUUGUUGGGGUUAAUGUGUAAAAGUGGUUUAGCUGGUUUUUCACAGAGCUGAGCCAUAAUCGAGAAAUGCUGUAAUUUUAUUGCUGGUUUUAUGUCUUAAUUGUUAAUGUAAUUUAGUAUUUGCUGUC